Molecule: messenger RNA, 1445 nt
Organism: Dryobates pubescens (Downy woodpecker)
Lineage: Eukaryota; Metazoa; Chordata; Aves; Piciformes; Picidae
Gene: GNB3
Product: G protein subunit beta 3
Exons: 10
Coding region: 60-1082 (340 amino acids)
Biological process (GO): G protein-coupled receptor signaling pathway
Cellular component (GO): cytoplasm; heterotrimeric G-protein complex
Molecular function (GO): signaling receptor complex adaptor activity; protein binding
Source: RefSeq, a predicted model, not a curated record
CUCUACAGCUCCCGAAUCAAGGCUGCCUCAGGUGGAGAAGCCACCCCUAGGUCACAGAGAUGGGGGAAAUGGAACAGAUGAAGCAGGAGGCUGAGCAGCUGAAGAAGCAGAUUGCGGAUGCCCGGAAAGCCUGUGCAGACACAACACUUGCUCAGAUUGUGUCUGGAGUGGAGGUCGUUGGCCGCAUCCAGAUGCGGACCCGAAGGACCCUGCGUGGGCACCUGGCCAAGAUCUAUGCCAUGCACUGGUCCACAGACUCCAAACUUCUGGUGAGUGCCUCACAAGAUGGGAAGCUGAUAGUGUGGGACACGUACACAACCAACAAGGUUCAUGCCAUCCCUUUGCGUUCUUCCUGGGUCAUGACCUGUGCCUAUGCCCCCUCAGGCAAUUUUGUGGCCUGUGGGGGCCUCGACAACAUGUGCUCCAUCUACAACCUCAAGACUCGUGAAGGCAACGUCAAAGUGAGCAGGGAGCUCUCAGCCCAUACAGGUUACCUGUCCUGCUGCCGAUUUCUUGAUGACAACAAUAUCGUGACUAGCUCUGGGGACACCACGUGUGCACUCUGGGACAUCGAGACAGGGCAGCAGAAGACUGUGUUCAUAGGCCACACUGGAGACUGUAUGAGCUUGGCUGUCUCUCCAGACUUCAAACUCUUCAUCUCUGGGGCUUGUGAUGCUACUGCCAAACUGUGGGACGUGCGGGAGGGCUCCUGCCGCCAGACCUUCUCAGGGCACGAGUCCGACAUCAAUGCCAUCUGCUUCUUCCCCAACGGCGAGGCCAUCUGCACGGGCUCGGACGACGCCACCUGCCGCCUGUUUGACCUGCGGGCGGACCAGGAGCUGCUGGUCUACUCCCACGAGAGCAUCAUCUGCGGGAUCACCUCCGUCGCCUUCUCCCGCAGCGGCCGCCUCCUGCUCGCCGGCUACGACGACUUCAACUGCAACAUCUGGGACUCUCUGAAAGCAGAGCGUGUGGGAAUCCUUUCGGGCCAUGACAACAGAGUGAGCUGCCUGGGGGUGACAGCAGAUGGUAUGGCCGUUGCCACUGGCUCCUGGGACAGCUUCCUCAAGAUCUGGAAUUGAGGAGAGCAGCAGCGAGGGGAAGCGCAGCAGGAGCACGGCCCGCAGCCUGAGUCCAUGCGAGCAGCAUCGCCAGCCGAGCACAAACGAAACGCCCACCCACCACUCCCACUUGUCUCUAGACACUUGUAGGGGUCUCCCAGAGUGAAAAGGAUAGGUUGGGGAUGGGGAGCAGGGGGAGCAGGAGCUGAGGAGCAGGAGCACACACACUGGCCCUUCUCUCCACCUCUAAACAGGCCCAGCGGUUUCCAGCCUGGUGCAGGCUUGAAGACCUGCACAAUACAGUUCAUUGUCUCAGGACUUUACAGUACACUUCAGACACCCUGCAUCUUCCUUCAAACAUCUCUGCCCACGCUGAAAUCCAUC